Molecule: messenger RNA, 33406 nt
Organism: Callithrix jacchus (white-tufted-ear marmoset)
Lineage: Eukaryota; Metazoa; Chordata; Mammalia; Primates; Cebidae
Source: RefSeq, a predicted model, not a curated record
CAGCCCCGGGGUAUUUGUAGGGCCGGACUCCUUUGUCCCCUCUCUGAUGGCGCCCGCUCACUCCCCAGCGCUGAGUCCAGAGUCCGGCCGCCAGCUCCCCGCGUCCAGCAUCCCGCGCUCGCCGACCGCGGCUGCCGGGUGUGACGCAGGGGCUGGGGGACUCUGACCUGGGCCCAGUGCGGUCGGAGCCUGUCCCGCUAGUCCCCGGGACGGGUUUUUCCCCUACCCCGCCCGCCCCCGCGCCUGUACCGGGAUCCCCACUUCUCCCGGCCUUCGGGAGCCUGAGAGCCAGAGAUGGCGUUGUUGGAAAUAAAGCCCCAAGCGGGGGUCGGCGAGGCUGGUGAUCAGCGUCGGUAACAGGGCCUUUCUGUCCUCUCCCCGGUCCCAGUGCACCGGUUAAUCAACGACCCUCGCUUUUUCCCCGUACUGGAGGGUUAGGGAGCAAUAGUGCCGAACUACGCUGCUGCUACAAAAUACCUUUUGAGGGGGGCAACAUAAAAAAGGAUUGUAUGUAUAGUUUAUAUACGAUAAAAUGCCCCGUUUUUAGUGUGCAAAUCGAUGGGAUUUGACAAAUUAUACCCUCCUGUAACCAUUAUCCCAACGUGAACAUUGACCAUUUCUUUUACCCUGCAAAGCUCUUUGGUCCCUCCCUCCAGUUAGCCCUUGCAGCCCCAGGCCCCGCACUCAACCCCCGUUCUGAUUGUUAUCAAGCUUAGUUUUGCCUGUUCUAGAACGUCAUAGAACAAGAUCAUCUGAUUCUAUCUGGGUGCUGACAUCCAGCCACUUCUCUGACAAUGAAGUACAUCCUGGUCACUGGUGGGGUCAUCUCAGGCAUUGGCAAAGGGAUCAUCGCCAGCAGCAUUGGGACGAUUCUAAAAUCAUGUGGACUCCGAGUUACUGCCAUCAAAAUCGACCCCUAUAUUAACAUCGAUGCAGGCACUUUUUCACCUUAUGAACAUGGUGAAGUCUUUGUCUUAAAUGAUGGUGGAGAAGUUGAUUUGGACCUUGGAAAUUAUGAAAGAUUUUUGGAUAUUAGUCUUUAUAAAGACAACAACAUCACCACGGGGAAGAUAUAUCACCAUGUUAUCAACAAAGAGAGGCAUGGUGAUUACCUGGGGAAAACAGUGCAAGUUGUCCCUCACAUUACUGAUGCUGUCCAGGAGUGGGUUAUGAAUCAAGCCAAGGUGCCAGUGGAUGGUAAUAAGGAGCCCCAAAUAUGCGUUAUUGAGCUGGGAGGCACCAUUGGAGAUAUCGAAGGAAUGCCGUUUGUGGAAGCAUUUAGACAAUUCCAGUUUAAGGCGAAAAGAGAGAAUUUCUGUAAUAUCCAUGUUAGCCUUGUCCCACAGCUCGAAGCUACCGGAGAACAAAAAACCAAACCCACCCAAAACAGUGUUCGCGCGCUGAGGGGGUUAGGCCUGUCUCCAGAUCUGAUUGUCUGCCGAAGUUCAACACCCAUUGAGAUGGCCGUGAAGGAGAAGAUUUCUAUGUUUUGUCACGUGAACCCUGAACAGGUCAUAUGUAUCCAUGAUGUUUCUUCCACAUACCGAGUUCCUGUGCUUUUGGAGGAACAAGGCAUUGUGAAACAUUUUAAGGAGAGAUUGCGCCUGCCCAUUCGUGAUUCUUCAAGUAAUUUGCUCUUCAAGUGGAGAAAUAUGGCUGAGAGGUAUGAAAGGCUACAGAAAACAUGCUCCAUAGCCCUGGUUGGCAAAUAUACCAAGCUCAGAGACUGCUACGCCUCUGUGUUCAAAGCCCUGGAACACUCAGCCCUGGCCAUCAACCACAAGCUGAAUCUGAUGUACAUAGACUCUAUUGAUCUGGAGGCGGUCACUGAAGCCGAGGACCCUGUGAGAUACCAUGAAGCUUGGCAGAAGCUAUGCAAAGCUGAUGGUAUUCUUGUGCCUGGAGGCUUCGGAGUCAGAGGAACAAUGGGAAAACUGCAGGCAAUUUCUUGGGCAAGGACAAAGAAGAUUCCUUUUCUGGGAGUUUGUCUUGGGAUGCAACUAGCAGUGAUUGAAUUUGCAAGAAACUGCCUUAACUUGAAAGAUGCUGAUUCCACCGAAUUUAGGCCAGAUGCCCCAGUUCCUCUGGUGAUUGAUAUGCCCGAACACAACCCUGGCGAUUUGGGAGGAACAAUGAGACUGGGACUAAGAAGAACUGUUUUCAAAACUGAAAAUUCAGUACUAAGGAAACUUUAUGGUGGUGUUCCUUUUAUAGAAGAGAGACACAGACAUCGGUACGAGGUAAACCCUAACAUGAUCAACGAAUUUGGGGAGAAUGACUUAAAAUUUGUAGGUCAGGAUAUUGAUGGACAAAGGAUGGAAAUCAUUGAACUGGCAAAUCAUCCCUAUUUUGUUGGUGUCCAGUUCCAUCCUGAGUUUACUUCUAGGCCGAUGAAGCCUUCCCCUCCAUACCUGGGGCUCUUACUUGCGGCAACUGGGAACCUGAAUGCCUACUUGCAGCAGGGUUGCAGACUGUCUCCCAGAUUCAGUAUUCUGCCUCCUUCCGGACGACCAAGGAGACUCGUGGUCUUGUUUUCUGACUUCCCCAUCAGCAUAGUCCGCAAACGCCGCCGUCGGUCUCCACUCCCACCUCAAAAGAAGAAACCAAGACCACCUCCUGCUCGGGGACCAAAGGAGACAUCAACUUCUACAGGCUUGGUGAAGAAGGGAGAACAAGAACAGCAAGAAAUAAUUGAAAACAUUGAUGAAGUACAAAAUGAAAUAGACAGACUUAAUGAACAAGCCAGUGAGGAGAUUUUGAAGGUAGAACAGAAAUAUAAUAGACUCCGCCAACCGUUUUUUCAGAAGAGGUCAGAAUUGAUUGCCAAAAUCCCCAAUUUUUGGGUAACAACAUUUGUCAACCAUCCACAAAUAUCUACACUGCUUGGGGAGGAGGAUGAAGAGGCACUGCAUUAUUUGGUCGGUGUUGAAGUUACAGAAUUUGAAGAUAUUAUUAAAUCAGGUUACAAAAUAGAUUUUCAUUUUGAUGAAAAUCCUUACUUUGAAAAUAAGGUUAUCUCCAGAGAAUUUCAUCUGAAUGAGAGUGGUGAUCCAACUUCAACAUCCACCAAAAUCAAAUGGAAAUCUGGAAGGGAUCUGACAAAACGUUCAAGUCAAAAGCAGAAUAAAGCCAGCAGGAAGAGGAAGCAUGAGGAACCAGAGAGCUUCUUUACCUGGUUUAAGGACCAUUCUGAUACAGGUGCUGAUGACUUAGGAGAGGUCAUCAAAGAUGAUAUUUGGCAAAACCCAUUACAGUACUACUUGGUUCCCGAUAUGGAUGAUGAAGAAGAAGAGGAAGAAGAAGAAGAGGAAGAGGAAGAAGAAGAAGAAGAAGAAGAAGAAGAAGAAGAAGAAGAAGAAGAAGAAGAAGAAGAAGAAGAAAGAGAAGAGGAUAAUGAUCAUGAUGAAGAGGAGGAAGGAUUAGAAGAUGUUGAUGAAGAAGAGGAUGAGGAUGAAGGUGAAGAAGAUGAAGAUGAUGAUGAAGGGGAGGAAGGAGAGGAGGAUGAAGGAGACGAUGACUAAUAGAACACUGACGGAUUCCAACCUUCCUUUUUAAAAAUUUCCUUCAGUCCCUGGGAGCAAGUUGCAGUCUUUUGUUUUUUUCCUCUUGUGCUCAGUCGCCCUGUUCUUGAGGUCUCCUUUCUCUAUACCAUUGUUCUCAGCUUAUUUUGGGGGAAAUACCUUGAGCAGAAUACAAUGGGAAAAAGAGUCUGUACUCUUUCUGUUCGAAAUUCAUUUUUAUCCAUUCCUGUCUGAACAAAAACUGUAUGGAAUCAACACCACUGAGCUCUGUGGGAAAAAAGAAAAACCUGCUCCCUUCGUUCUGCUGGCAGCUGGAGUGUGCUAGACCCCUGUGUAGUAGUGCAUAGAAUUCUAGCUUUUUUCCUCCUUUCUCUGUAUAUUGGGCUCAGAGAGUACACUGUGUCUCUGUGAAUAUGGACCAUUAGCAUUUACCAACGUGUAUCUGUCUACUUUCUCUUGUUUAAAAAAAGAAAAAAAAACUUUAAAAAAAUGGGGUUAAAGAAGGUCAGCAAAGGGUGAAUUUGAGAUGUUUGAGUGGGUUAAGUGGGCAUUUCGACAACAUGGCUUCUCCUUUGGCAUGUUUAAUUGUGACAUUUGACAGACAUCCUUCCAGCUUAAGAUGACACUUUUAAAAUAAAUUCUCUCCUAAUGAUGACUUGAGCCCUGCCACUCAAUGGGAGAAUCAGCAGAACUUGUAGGAUCUUACUUGGAACUGACAUUCUCUAUUGUAAUUUUGUUCCUGUUUAUUUUAAAAUUUUCUUUUUGUUUCACUGGAAAGGAAAGAUGAUGCUCAGUUUUAAAUGUGGAUAAAGUUGCUUUGUUACAAUAAAGCUAAACGUGUACACACACACACACACACACACACACACAUUUUAGAUUCAGGGAGUACAUAUGCAGGAGUUUCACAUGGAUAUAUUGCAUGAUACUGAGGUUUGAGCUUUUAUUGAACCUUUCACCCAUAUAGUGAACAUAGUUAGUACCCAACAGGUAGUUUUUCAGUCGUUGCUCUCCUUCCUCCCUCCUUUUGGAGUCCCCAGUGUCUAUUGUUUCUAUCCUUAGGUCCAUAGAUACCCAGUGCUUAAUACCCACUUAUAAGUGAGACCAUGUGGUAUUUGGCUUUCUAUUCCUGGGUUAUUCCUUCUUAAUUUUUUCAUCAACCCAGUGGUCAUUCUGGAGCACAUUGUUUAAUUUCUAUGUGUUAAUUACUCUUGUUAUUGAUUUCUAGUUUUAUUCCACUGUGGUUGGAGAAAAUACCUUGUAUAAUUUCAAUUUUUUUUGGGAAAAUUUUCAGGCUUGUUUUGUGGCCUAACGUGGUCAGCCCUUGAGAAUGAUCCAUGUGCUGAUGAGAAGAAUGUGUAUUCUGCAGAUCUUGGAGGAAAUGUUCUGUAAAUAGCUGUUAGAUCCCAUUUGGUGUAUAGUGCAGAUUAAAUCUAAUGUUUCUUUGUUGCUUCUCUGUCUUCAUGAUGUGUUCAAUGCUGAAAGUGGGGUGUUGACGUCUCCCGCUAUUAUUGUAUCGGACUGUGCCUCUCUUUAGCUCUAAUAAAGUUUACCUUAUAUGUCUGGGUAUUCUAGUGUUGGGUGCAUGUAUAUAUUAUAAUUGUUAUAUCCUCUUGCUGCAAUGGCCCCUAUGUCAUUAUAUAGUGACCUUCUUUGUCUCUUUUUAUAGUUUAAGGAUAAAAAAUAGUUGGAAUCUAUUUUGUCUGGUAUAAGUAUAGCUACUCCUGCUUUUUUUUUUUUUGUUUUUUGUUUUUGGUUUUUAUUUGCAUGGAAUAUCUUCUUCCAUCUCUUUAUUUUCAGUCUAUGUGUGUCUUUAUAGGUAGGUGUGUUUCUUGUGGGCAACAGAUUAUUGGGACUUGUACUUUUAAAAUCCAUUCAACCAUUCCAUGUCUUUUGAUUGGAGAGUUUAGUCCCUUUACAUUCAAUGUUAUUAUUGAUAAGUAAGGGCUUACUCUGCCAUUUUGUUGUCUGUUUUCUAGUUAUUUUGUGGUCUUCUCUCUUUUUUUCCUUUCAUCCUGUCUUCCUUUUGGUGAAGGUGAUUUUUUUCUGUUGUUAUGAUUUAAUUUCUCGUUUUUCAUUUUUUGUGUAUCUGUUUUAUGUUUUUUUAUUUGAGAUUAUCAUGAGGCUUGCAAUGCUAUCUUAUAACGUGUUAUUUUAAACUGUUGUCAACUUAACACUGUUGCAUAAAUAAAUAAGCAAAUUAACAAACCAUCAAAGAAAAAACUAAAACUCCACACUUUUUCAUCUCAUAGCUUUGUAAGUUUUUAUCAUUUGUAUUUAUAUCUUGUUGUAUUGACUGUGUCUAAAAAAGUUGUUGUAGUUAUUAUUUUUGAUACGCUCAUCUUUUAGUCUUUGUACUCAAGAUAUGAGUAGUUUACACACCACAGUUACGGUGUUAUAAUAUUCUGUGUUUUUCUAUGGACUUACUAUUACUCAUAAGUUUUGCAGCUUUAGAUAAUUUCUUAUAGCUCAAUAAUGUCCUUUUCUGUUAGAUUGAGGCAUUCUCUUCAGGAUUUCUUGUAGGACAGGUCUGGUGUUGAUAAAAUCCUUCAGCUUUUAUUUAUCUGGGAAAGUCUGUGUUUCUCCUUCAUGUAUAAAGGAUAUUUUCCCUGGAUAUACUAUUCUAGGGUAAAGGUUUUUUCAUUCAGUGCUUUAAAUGUGUCACGCCACUGUCUCCUGUCCUGUAACAUUUCCACUGAGAAGUCUGCUGCCAGAUGUAUUAAGAGUUCCUUUGUAUGUUGUUUGUUUUUUUUCUCUUGAUGCUUUUACGGUCUUUUCUUUAUCCUUAACCUUUGGGAAUUUGAUUAUUAAAUGUCUUGAGGUAGUCUUCUUUGGGUUAAAUUUACUUUGUGUUCUAUAAUAUUCUUCUAUUUGAAUAUUGGUAUCCUGCUCUAGGUUUUGCAAGUUCUCUGUUAUCCACUUAAUUAACUUUCUACUCUGAUUUCUCUCUCUUUAAUGUUAAUACCUCUUAGAUUUGCCCUUUUGAGGCUAUUUUCUAGAUCUCGUAGGUGUGCUUAAUUCUUUUUUUCUUUUUCCUUUUGUCUCCUCUGACUGUGUAUUUUUCAAAUAGCCUGUCUUCAAGCUCACUAAUCCUUUCUUCUGCUUGAUCAGUUCUGCUAUUAAGAGACUCUGAUGCAUUCUUCACUAUGUUAGUUGCAUUUUUUAGCUCCAGAAUUUCCACCUGAUUCUUUUGAAAAUAUUUCAAUCUCUUUGUUACAUUUAUCUCAUAGGAUUCUGAGUUUCUUCUCUGUUUUAUCUUGGAUUUCACUGAGCUUCCACAAAACAAUUAUUUUGAGUUCUCUGACUGAAAGGUCACAUAUCUCUGUCUCUCUGGGAUUGGUCCGUGGUGCCUUAUUUAGUUUGUUUGGUGAGGUCAUGUUUUCCUAGAUGUUCUUGAUGUUUUUGGAUGUUUGCUGGUGUCUGGAUAUUAAAGAGUUAGGUAUUUAUCAUAGUCUUCACCAUCUGGGCUUUGUUUUUAUUUGUUCUUGGGAAGGCUUUCCAAGUGUUCAAAGGGACUUUGGUGUUGUGAUCUAAGUCUUUGGUCACUGUAGCCAUGUCUGCAUUACGGGCUGUUCCAAACCCAGUAAUGCUGUGGCUUUUGUGGACUCAUAGAAGUACUGCUUUGCUGGUCUUGGGUAAGAUCCAGAGAAUUUUCUGGAUUACCAGGUAAAGUGUCUUAUUCUAUCCACUUACUUUCCCUUAAACAACUGGAGUCUCUCUCUCUCUGUGCUGAGCUGCCUGGAGCUGGGGGAAGGGUGACACAAGCACCCUUGCAGUCACCACUACUGGGACUGUGUGUGUUAGACUCAAUGCCAGCACAGCACUGGGUCUUGUGCAAGCUCUGCCGUGACCACUGCCUGGUUAGUGCCUAUGUUCUUGGGCCUCUACAAUCAGCAGCUUGUCAGCUUGUGGUGAAUGCUGCCAGGCCUGGGUCUCUCUCUUCAGGGCAGUGGGCUCCCAUCGGGUCCAGGGCAGGUCCAGCAAUGCCAUUGAGAAACCAAGAUCUGGAACCAGGGAUCUCAGGAGUCCACUUGGUGCUCUACCUGACUGUCGCCAAGCUGGUACCCAAGCUGCAAGACAAAGUUCCCUUUACUCUUUUCUUUCUUGAAGCAGAAGGAGUCUCUCCUCAUAACCUCCACACCUGGGAAUGUGCUGGGUCACCCCUGAAGCCAACAUGGAACUGGUUCCCAUCCAAAGCCCACGGCAAGUACUGCCUGGCUGCCACUGCUGAUUAUUCAGGGACCCAAGGUCUCUUUAGUCAGCAGGUGGGGAAUCCUUCCAGGACUGAGUCUUUCCCUUCAGAGUAGUAGGUUUCCUGCUGGCCCAGGGUGUGUCUAGAAAUGUCAUCUGAGAGUUAGAGCCUGGAAUGGGGGCCUGAUGGCUCUGUCUGGUGCCCUAUUCUACCGUGGCUGAGCUGAUAUCCAAUAUGCAAGACAAAGUCUUCUGACAUGGUUUGGAUCUGUGCCCAAAUCUCAUGUUCAAUUGUAAUCCCCAGUGUUGGAGGUGCGGCCUGGUGGGAGGUGAUUGGAUCAAGGGAGCAGGUUCUCAUGAAUGAUUUGGCACCAUCCCCUUGAUGCUGUCCUCACAAUAGUGAGUUCUCACAAGGUCUGGGUGUUUAAAAGUGCGUAGCACCUUUUUGCUUGAUCUCUCCUGCUCCUACUCAAACCAUGUAAGACAGCUGCUCCCUCUUUGCCUUCCACCAUGAUUGGAAGCUUCCUGAGGCCUCUCCAGAAGCAGAAGCUGUUGUGCUUCCUGUAGAGCCUGCAGAACCAUGAGCCAGUUAAAUCUCUCUCUUUUUUAAAAAUAAACUACCCAGUCUCAGAUAUUUCUUUAUAGCAACGUGAGGAGAGAAUAAUACAGAAAAUGGCUGAGCUGGUGUCCAAGAUGCAAGACAAAGUCCUCUUUACUCUCCCCUCUUUUGUCCUCAGGCAGAAAGAAGGGUCUCUUUCAGAGUUGUCAGCUGUGCUGCCUAAGGUUUGGAAGAAGUGACACAAUCAUUUCCUUUGCUGCCCCAGCUGGUGUCUCACUAGGUUAUCUGCACCCCAAGUCUGCUGGCUCUAAGCCCAGUCAGCACUGGGACUUGCCUAGAAAUUGCAUUCCUUGUGUCCUAGACUGUCUUUUAAGCUUAUUUAGGACCCCAGAGUGCUUUGCCUUUAGCUCGCAAUGAUAGGGCUUGCCAGAACUUAGAUUCCAACCAUGAGCUUAACCUCUGGCUAGGGAUGGUCUAAAUGUUCCCUCUGUGGGUGCUGGCUGAGUUCUGCCCUAUGUUUCUUUCCUCUGUGACUGGGCAGCACUGAGCUCCAAUGCAAAGUCCCACAAUCACUGGGCUGUCUCUCUCCCAAGCACACAGAUUCUCUCUCUGUCCCAUAUGGUCAUUGCUAGGGAAUGGGAGAGGAAUGGUGUCAGGAAUUCAAGACUCUCUUUCCUACUUUGUUCAGUGCCUCUUUCCUGAACAUAAUGUUAAAAUGAGGUACUACGAUUGCUUACCUGAAUUUUGGUUCUUUUUUUUUUUUUUUGAGACAGUGUCUCGCUCUGUUGCCCAAGUUGGAGUGCAAUGUGCGAUCUCGACUCACUGCAACCUCUACCUCCCGGGUUCAAGCAAUUCUCCUGCCUCAACCUCCUGAGUAGCUGGGAUUACAGAUGCCCACCACCAUGCCUGGCUGACUUUUUUUGUAUUUUUAGUAAAGAUGGAGUUUCACUAUGUUGGCCAGGCUGGUCUCCAACUCCUGACCUCGUGAUCCGCCUGCCUCGGCCUCCUAAAGUGUUGGGAUUACAGGCAUGAGUCACUGCAUCCGGCCUGAGUUUUGGUUCUUUAUUAUUAUUAUUAUUGUUAUUAUUUUUGAGAUGAAAUAUCACUCUUGUUGCCCAGGCUAGAGUGCAAUGGCGUGAUCUCCGCUCACCGCAACCUCCACCUCCCGGGUUCAAGCGAUUCUCCUGCCUCAGCCUCCCAAGUAGCUGGGAUUACAGGCAUGUGCCACCAGCCUUGGCUAAUUUUUUGUAUUUUUGGUAGAGAUGGGGUUUCACCAUGUUGGUCAGGCUGGUCUCGAACUCCCGACCCUAGGUGAUCUGCGUGCCUCAGCCUCCCCAAAUGCUAGGAUUGCAGGCAUGAGCCACUGUGCCCAGCGAGUUUUGGUUCUCAUGAAGGUGCUUUUUUUGUGCGUGGAUAGUUGUUCAAUUUGGUGUUCCUGCAGGGGGAUAUUCUCUGGAGGCUUCUAUUUAGCCAUUUUGUUCCACCUCCCUCCCACUCAUAUGGUUUUUAGUAGGCCUCAGUGUUACCACAUGAGGCUUGCCACAGAGCUGCCUUAGCACAUGGAAGGUGGCUCCUCCCGCAGAGUGAUUCGAGAGAGAGUGAGUUUCCCAGAUGGAAGUUGCAGUCUUUUUAUUGUGUAAUCUUGAAAGUGACAUCCCAUCUCUUCUGCCGUAUAUUAUUCAUUAACAGGGAGUCACUAAAUAUAGCCCACAGUGAAGAAAAGGGGAACCAAGUUCUAUCUCUUGAGGAGAGGAGUAUGGAAAAAUUUGUGAAUGUAUCUUCGAAACCACCAAAAUCUGUUCUCUGGCCACAAAUUAUUUAUCUUCUUCCCACAUGCAAAAUACAUAUCAAAGAAUUUGUGGGCAUAUGUUUAAAACUAGUACACUAUUUUACGCUUCACAGAAACUGGGAUCUUGAGACAUAUCUUUCACUGACUCCAUUUUACAUGCAUGGGAGGCCUUAAACUCCCCAGAUCUUCCACCAUCUGGUUCUAAUUACAUAUUUUCCACCACUUGCUUAUGAAUCUUGCAUACAGUCAAAUCAAAUGAUUCAUCACUUCUUUUGUUUCUUCUUUUUUUUUUUUUUUAGAAGAUUUACUAUAUAUUUAAUUAUAACUUUUUGUAAAAAAUACAGAACCCCACCGAGGUAGUAGGCUAUGCCUGAUUCUCUGCUGGCAGCACAUUCUGAGGGCAGGCUGGGCUAGGGGAGGGACAGAGCCAUCAUAAUAACCAUUCUGUAUUGAGCACCUAUCGCUUUCUUUUUUUUAACUUUUAUUUUAGGUUCGAGGAUACAUGUGCCGGUUUGUUAUACAGGCAAAUUUGUGUCAUGUGGAUUGCUGUGCAGAUUACUUCAGCAACAGACACUAAGUCCAGUACCCAAUAGUUAUUUUUUUCUGAUCCUCUCCCUCCUCCCACCUUCCACCCUCAAGUAGGCCCCAGUGUCUGUUGUUCCCUUCAUUGUGUCCAUGAAUUCUCAUUAUUUACUUUCCACUUAUAAAUGAGAACAUGUGAUAUUUGGUUUUCUGUUCCUGUGUUAGUUUGCUGAGAAUAAUGGCCUCUAGCUCCAUUCACAUUCCCACAAAAGAUAUGAUCUCGUUCUUUUUUAUGGCUGCAUAGUAUUCCAUGUUGUAUGUGUACCACAUUUUCUUUAUCCAGUCUAUCACUGAUGGACAUUUAGGUUGAUUCCAUGUCUUUGCAGUUGUGAAUAGUGCAGCAAAAGACACAUAUGCGUGCAUGUGUCUUUAUGGUAGAAUGAUUUAUAUUUCCCUGGGUGUGAUAUGGUCUGUAUCUGUGUCCCUGUUAAAAUCUUUUUAAAAAAUAUUUUAUUUGACAUUUAAUAUUAAUAGGAUUUUAGAUGCAAAACCACUUGUCAGAAUAACAGUUUCAGUUUUAGCAUCCAUAAUUAUUCAUUGAUUCACGUAUUAAGAAUUCCAGCAUCAUGGCUUUGAUAGUCUCUUGGCUUUUAUAGUGUUCCUUUUUUUAAAAAUUAUACUUGUCAUUCUGGGUACAUGUGCAGAUCAUGCAGGAUUGUUACAUAGGUAUACACAUGCCAUGGUGGUUUGCUGCCUCCAUCCCCCUAUAUUAGGUAUUUCUCCUAAUGUUAUCCCUCCCCAAUCUCCCCACCCCACCCCCUGCUAUCCCUCCUUUAGCCCCCACCCCCCAACAGACCCCAGAUGUUUCCCUCCCUGUGUCCAUGUGUUCUCAGUCUUCAACACCCACUUAUGAGUGAGAACAUGUGGUGUUUGGUUUUCUGUUCUUGUGUCAGUUUGCUGAGAAUGAUGGUUUACAGCUUCAUCCAUGUCCCUAAAAAGGACAUGAACUCAUCCUUUUUUAUGGCUGCGCAAUAUUCCAUGGUGUAUAUGUGCCACAUUUUCUUUAUUAAGUCUAUCCUUGAUGGGCACUUGAGUUGGUUCCAAGUCUUUGCUAUUGUAAACAGUGCUGCAAUGAACAUACGUGUGCACGUGUCUUUAUAAUAGAAUGAUUUAUAAUCCUUUGGGUAUAUACCCAGUAAUGGGAUUGCUGGGUCAAAUGGUAUUCUAUUUCUCGAAUCUUGAGGAAUUGCCACACUGUCUUCCCCAAUGGCUGAACUAAUUUACACUCCCACCAACAGUGUAGAAGGGAUCCUAUUUCUCUACAUCCUCUCCAGCAUCUGUUGUCUCCAGAUUUUUUAGUGAUCGACAUUCUAACUGGCAUGAGAUGGUAUCUCAAUGUGGUUUUGAUUUGCAUUUCUCUAAUGAUCAGUGACAAUGAGCACUUUUUCAUAUGUUUGUCAGCUGCAUAAAUGUCUUCUUUUGAAAAAUGUCUAUUCAUAUCCUUUGCCCACUUUUUGAUGGAGUUGUUUUUUUCUUGUAAAUUUGUUUUAGUUCUUUGUAGAUUCUGGAUAUUAGCCCUUUGUCAGAUGGGUAGCUUGCAAAAAAUCUUUCUCAUUCUGUUGGUUGCUGGUUCACUCUAAUGAUUGUUUCUUUUGCUGUGCAGAAGCUCUGGAGUUUAAUUAGACCCAUUUGUCUAUUUUGGCUUUUGUUGCUAUUGCUUUUGGUGUUUUAGUCAUGAAGUCCUUGCCUAUGCCUAUGUUCUGAAUGGUAUUGCCUAGGUUUUCUUCUAGGGUUUUUAUAGUGUUAGGUCUUAUGUUUAAAUCUUUAAUCCAUCUGGAGUUAAUUUUUGUAUAAGGUGUAAAGAAAAGAUCGUUUCAGCUUUCUGCACAUGGGUAGCCAGGUUCCCCAACAUCAUUUAUUAAACAGAGAAUGUUUUUGUCAGGUUUACCAAGGAUCAGAUGGUUGUAGAUGUGUGGCCUUGCUUCUGAGGUCUCUGUUCUGUUCCAUUGGUCUGUAUCUCUGUUUUGGUACCAGUACCAUGCUGUUUUGAUUACUGUAGCCUUGCAGUAAAGUUUGAAGUCAGGUAGCAUGAUCCCUCCAGCUUUGUUCUUUUUGCUUAGGAUUGUCUUGGCUAUGUGGACUCUUUUUUGGUUCCAUAUGAAGUUUAAGGUGGUUUUUUCCAGUUCUGUGAAGAAGGUCAAUGGUAGCUUGAUGGGGAUAGCAUUGAUUCUAUAAAUUACUUUGGACAGGAUGGCCAUUUUUGCAAUAUUGAUUCUUUCUAACCAUGAGCAUGGAAUGUUUUUCCAUCUGUUUGUGUCCUCUCUUAUUUCCUUGAACAAUGGUUUGUAGUUCUUCUCGAAGAGGUCCUUCACGUCCUUUGUUAGUUGUAUUCCUAGGUAUUGUAUUCUCUUUGUAACGAUUGGGAAUGGCAAUUCGCUCUUGAUUUGGCUCUGUUAUUGGUGUACAGGAAUGCUUGUGAUUUUUGCACAGUGAUUUUGUAUCCUGAGACUUUGCUGAAGUUGCUUAUCAUCUUAAGGAGAUUUUGGGUUGAGAUGAUGGGGUCUUCUAAAUAUACAAUCAUGUCAUCUGCAAAUAGAGACAAUUUGACUUCCUCUUUUCCUCAUUGAAUACCUUUUAUUUCUUUUUCUUGCCUAAUUGCUCUGGCUAGAACUUCCAAUACUAUGUUGAAUAGGAAUGGUGAGAGAGGGCACCCUUGUCUAGUGCCAGUUUUCAGAGGGAAUGCUUCCAGUUUUUGCCCAUUCCAUAUGAUAUUGUCUGUGGGUUUGUCGUAAAUAGCUUUUAUUAUUUUGAGAUACAUUCCAUCUAUACCUAGUUUAUUGAGAGUUUUUAGUGUAAAGGGCUAUUGAAUUUUGUUGAAGGCCUUCUCUGCAUCUAUUGAGAUUAUCAUGUGGUUUUGUCUUUGGUUCUGUUUAUGUGAUGGAUUACAUUUAUAGAUUUGAGUAUGUUGAACCAGCCUUGCAACCCCAGGACGAAGCCUACUUGAUCAUGAUGAAUAAGCUUUUUUGAUGUGCUGUUGCAUUUGGUUUGCCAGUAUUUUACUGGAGACUUUUGCAUCAAUGUUCAUCAUGAAUAUUGGCCUGAAAUUUUCUUUUUUAGUUGUGUCUCUGCCAUGUUUUGGUAUCAGGAUGAUAUUGGUCUCAUAAAAUGAGUUAGGGUGGAUUCUCUGUUUUUCUAUUGUUUGGAAUAGUUUCAGAAGGAGUGGUACCAGCUCCUCUUUGUAUGUCUGGUAGAAUUCAGCUAUGAACCUGUCUGGUCCUCGACUUUUUUUGGUUGGUAGGCUAUUAAUUGCUGCCUCAAUUUCAGACCUUGUUAUUGGUCUAUUCAGGGAUUCAACUUCUUCCUGGUUUAGUCUUGGGAGGGUGUAAGUGUCCAGGAAUUUAUCCAUUUCUUCUAGAUUUACUGGUUUAUGUGCAUUGAGUUGUUUGUAGUAAUCUCUGAUGGUAGUUUGUAUUUCUGUGGAAUUGGUGGUGAUAUCCCCUUUAUCAUUUUUUAUUGCAUCUGUUUGAUUCUUCUCUGUUUUCUUUUUUAUUAGUCUGGCUAGUGGUCUGUCUAUUUUGUUGAUCUUUUCAGAAAACCAGCUCCUGGAUUCACUGAUUUUUUUUUUGCAGGGUUUUUUGUGUCUCUAUCUCCUUCAGUCCUGCUCUGAUCUUAGUUAUUUCUUGUCUCCUGCUAGCUUUUGAAUUUGUUUGAUCUUGCUCCUCUAGUUCUUUUAAUUGUGACAAUAGGGUGUCAAUUUUAGAUCUUUCCUCACUUCCCAUGUGGGCAUUUAGUGCUUUAAAUUUCCCUCUAGACACUGCUUUAAAUGUGUCCCAGAGAUAUUUAAAUGAAGACACAAGGUAUGUUAUGUCUUCAUUCUCAUUGGUUUCGAAGAACAUCUUUGUUUCUGCUUUUGUUUCAUUAUUUAUCCAGUAGUCAUUCAGAAGCAGGUUAUUCAGUUUCCAUGAAGUUGUGCGGUUUUGAGUGAGUUUCUUAAUCCUGAGUUCUAAUUUAAUUGCACUGUGGUCAGAAAGAUUGGUUGUUAUGAUUUCUGUUCUUUUGCAUUUGCUGAGGAGUGAUUUACUACCAAUUAUGUGGCCAAUUUUAGGGUAAGUGUGAUGUGGUGCUGAGAAGAAUGUAUGUUCUGUGGAUUUAUGGUGGGGAGAGUUCUGUAGAUGUGUAUUAGGUCUGCUUGGUCUACAUCUGAGUUCAAGUCCUGUGUAUCCUUGUUAAUUUUCUGUCUCAUUGAUCUGUCUAAUAUUGACAGUGGAGUGUUAAAGUCUCCCAAUAUUAUUGUGUGGGAGUCUAAGUCUCUUUGUAGGUCGUUAAGAACUUACUUUAUGUACCUGGGUGCUCCUGUAUUGGGUGCACAUAUAUUUAGGACAGUUAGCUCUUCUUGCACUGAUCCUUUUACCAUUAUGUAAUGCCCUUCUUUGUCUCUUUUGGUCUUUGUUGGUUUAAAGUCCAUUUUAUCAGAGACUAGGAUUGCAACCCCUGCUUUUUUUUGUUCUCCAUUUGCUUGGUAAAUAUUCCUCCAUCUCUUUAUUUUGAGUCUAUGUGUGUCUUUGUCCAUGAGAUGGGUCUCCUUAAUACAGCACACCAGUGGGUCUUGACUCUUUAUCCAAUUUGCCAGUCUGUGUCUUUUUAUUGGGGCAUUUAGCCCAUUUACAUUUAAGGUUAAUAUUGUUAUGUGUGAAUUUGAUCCUGCCAUUUUGAUACUAGCUAGUUAUUUUGCCCAUUAGUUGAUGCACUUUCUUCAUUGCAUCAAUGCUCUUUACCAUUUGGUACAUUUUUGCAAUGGCUGGUAUUGGUUGUUCCUUUCCACAUUUAGUGCUUCCUUCAGGAGCUCUUGUAAAGCAGGCCUGGUGGUUACGAAAUCUCUCAGCAAUUGCUUGUUUGUAAAGGAUUUUAUUUCUCCUUCAUUUAUGAAGCUUAGUUUGGUUGGAUAUGAAAUUCUGGGUUGAAAGUUCUUUUCUUUAAGGAUGUUGAAUAUUGGCCCCCAGUCUUUUCUGGCUUGUAGGGUUUCUGCCAAGAGAUCUGCUUUGAGUCUGAUGGGCUUCCCCUUGUGGGUAACCUGGCCUUUCUCUCUGGCUGCCCUUAGCAUUUUUUCCUUCAUUUCAACCCUGGUGAAUCUGACGAUUAUGUGCCUUGGGGUUGCUCUUCUUCAGGAAUAUCUUUGUGGUGUUCUCUGUAUUUCCUGGAUUUGAAUAUUGGCCUGCCUUGCUAGGUUGGGGAAGUUCUCCUGGGUAGUAUCCUGAAGAGUUUUUCACCUUGGAUUCAUUCUCCCUGUCACAGUGAUCAAACGUAGAUUAGGUCUUUUCACAUAAUCCCAUAUUUCUUGGAGGCUUUGUUCAUUUCUUUUCACUCUUUUUUUCUCUAAUCUUGCCUUCUGGUUUUAUUUAAUUGAGCUGAUCUUCAGUCUCUGAUAGCCUUUCUUCUGCUUGAGGAAUUCAUCUAUUGAAACUUGUGUAUGCUUCAUGAAGUUCUCGUGCUGUGUUUUUCAGCUCCAUCAAAUCAUUUAUGUUCUUCUCUAAGCUGGUUAUUCUAGUUAGCAUUUGAUCUAACCUUGUUUCAAGGUUCUUAGUUUCUUUCUUUGGGUCAGAACAAGUUCCUUUAGCUCAGAGAAGUUUGUUAUUACCCACCUUCUGAAGCCUGCUUCUGUUAAUUCAUCAAACUUGUUCUCCAUUCAGUUUUGUUCCCUUGUUGGUGAGGAGUUGUGAUCCCUUGGAGGAGGAGAAGCAUUCUGGUUUUUAGGGAUUUUAGCCUUUUUGUGCUGAUUUCUUCCCAUCUUCAUGGAUUUAUCUACCUUUAGUCUUUGAAGUUGGUGACUUUCAGAUAAGUGGAUGUCUCUGAGUGGAUGUCCUUUCUGUUGAUGUUGAAGCUAUUUCUUCCUGUUUUUUAGUUUUCCUUCUAUCAGUCAGGCCUCUCUGCUGCAGGACUGCUGGAGGUCCACUCCAGACCCUACUUGCCUGGGAAUCACCCACAGGGACUACAGAAUAGCAAGGAUUGCUGCCUGUUCCUUCCUCUAGUAGCUUCAUCCCAGAAGGACACCCACCAGAUGUCAGCCAGAGCUCUCCUGUAUGAAGGGUCUCUUUGGAUGUAUGGGAGUAAGGGAGCCGCUUGAGGAAGCAAUCUGUCCCUUAUCAGUGCUCAAGUGCUGUGCUGGGAGCUUCAUUGCUCCUUUCAGAGCUGCUGGGCAGAGACAUUUAAGUCUGCUGGAGUGUGACUCACAACCACCCCUUUGCCCAGGUGUGCUGUCCCAGGAAGGUGGGGCUUUAUUUCUAAGUCCCUGAUGGACUGCUGCCUUUUUUUCAGAGAUGCCCUGCCCAGCAAGGAGGGAGUCUAGUCACAGUCUGCCUGCAGAGGCCUUGCUGAGCUGUCGUGGGCUCUGCCCUUCUGCUGUGUAAACUUCCUUGCAAUUUGUUUACACAGGCAAGUUUAGAACUGCCUUGGUAAUGGCAGACUGCCUCAAUAAUGGCGGACACUCCUCCCCACAGUAAGCUCAACUGUCCCAGGUCGAACUGAAACUACUGUGCUGGCUGCAAAAAUCUCAAGCCAGUGGGUUUGAGUUUGCUGGUCUUUGCGGGGGUGGGACCCGCCGAGCCAGACCACUUGGUUCCCUGCCCUCAGUCACCUUUUUCUCAGGGUAAUGGGCAGCUCUGUCUCUCAGGUGUUCCAGGCACCGGCUAAAAGGGCCGCCCAGGUUUGUGCUGGAAACCCAGAGCCUACCAGCCCCAGUGGGAAUAUCCUAGUCUGUGGGCUGUAAAGACCGUGGGAGAAGCACAGUAUCUGAGUCAGAGUGCCAGAGUGUCUGGAAAAAGUCCCCAAUGGCCUCCAUUGGGUAGGAGGGGGGCCUCCUGCCUAUUGCACUUCCCAGGUUAGAUAGUGCCCCACGCUGCCUCAGUUUGCCCUCCUUGGGCUACACCCAUUGUCCAUCCAGUCCCAUUGAGUUGAACCUGGUACCUUGGUUGGAAAUGUGGAGAUCACUCGCCUCUGUGUCGCUCUCGCUGGGAACUGCACCGUGGAGCUGUUCUUAUUUGGCCAUCUUGGCAGAAGUCCUCCCCCUUAGAACCCGGGUUCCAACAAGAUGCUUAGCUCCGUUCAUCAACUUGCGGACACCAAGCGCCACCCCCUGUUCAAAUCUUAUGUUGAAUUGUAAUCCCUAAUGUUGGAAGUGGGCCUGGUGGGAGGUGAUUGGAUCAUGGAGGUGGAUUUCCCCUGAGUGCUGUUCUUGUGAUGCUAGUGAGUGAGGUGUAGUGAGAUCUGGUUGUUUAAUAGUGGGUGGCACCUCCCUCCACACUUCCGUUUGCUCUGGCCAUGUAAGACAUGCUUGCUUCGCUUUCACCUUCUGCCAUGAUUUUAAGUUUCCUGAGGCUUCCCCAGAAGAUGAGUGGAAGCCGCUACGCUUCCUGUACAGCCUGCAGAACCAUGAGCCAAUUAAACCUCUUUUCUUGAUAAAUUAUGCAGUCUUAGGUAUUUAUUGAUAGCAAUGUGAGAAUGGACUAAUACAGGGUAUAUACCCAGUAAUGGGAUUGGUGGGCCAAAUGGUAUUUGUUUUAACAUCUUUGAGGAGUCACCACACUGCUUUUCACAAUGGUUGAACUAAUUUACACUUCCACCAACAGUGUAUAAGUGUUCCUUUUAGUCCACAACCUUGCCAACAUCUGUUGAUUUUUGACUUUUGAAUAAUAGCCAUUCUGACUUGUGUGAGAUGGUGUCUCAUGGUUUUGAUUUGCAUUUCUCUAAUGAUCAGUAUUCACUUUUUCUUAAUCACACCCUAAAUCUACCAUUCUCUGUACCUUCAUGGGUGCUCUUACCCCAGGCUGGAAAGUACUUCCUGAUGUUUCUUUUCAAAUCCUCCACAAAAGACCUACCCUUAUUUUCAUAUAUUACCUUCUUCAUAAAGUAUGGCAGCUCCCCCAAAAUAGAAUGCAUUUACUGUGUUUGAUUGUAAAUUGCUAGAGGGUAGGAAGCAUACCUUGCUCAUCUCUGUAUCCUUCAAAACAGGAUGCCUAUUUCAUUGGGCCCAACAUGUGUUCAACAAAUGCUGAAUGAAAUGAUGUGAAGAUAGUACUUCUUCAUUUUAGGUGAGACAAACACUUUGAGUUGUUUGUGCCCAUGUGAUACAUCAACAUCAUUAUAGCAUUUUAUUUGUUGCAUAAGAUCUGUCUUUCAAAGACAUAAUCCAAAUUAUAGAAGGCAUCCUGACAGAAUUGGUGGUAAAUUUUUCAAAUUAUAUCAACAUCUUUAAAGUCCCAGCCUUCUGUGGCUAUAUUGAAGGGCCAAGAAAAAUUCAGUUACCUACCAACGUGUUGAUGCACCAUAAAGAUCCCACAAUGUGAGGAAUAGGGAACCGUACCGUUAGGCUGACUUCAGCUAUGCUGUGGUUGGAUAUCUUGCUUAAUUUUUAAAGCUUUUUUCUUGCUCCCCACACACUUUAUUCCCACCUCUUUUCCUCUCUUUCUUAUUCUCUCCUCCCUCCUUCUCUCCCUCCCUCCCCUCACCCCUCCCUCCCUCCCCUUUUCUCCACUCCUUCCUUCCUUCCUUCCUUCCUUCCUUCCUUCCUUCCUUCCUUCCUUCCUUCCUUCCUUCCUUCCUUCCCUUCCCUCCCUCCUUCUCUUUCCUUUCUUUCUUCCUUCCUUCUUCACAUCACUUUCUUAUCUGACCUCUCCUUGUUCUUCUUGCCCUAAACUCUGUGAGCGUCUAUAUGAGUAUUCUGGUGGGAUUACUGUCCUUUAAAUUAGUCAAAUAGAAGUUCUGUAUUUGCUAAUAGCUUUAUUGAGGUAUAAUUUACAUACCAUAAAAUUCAACCAUUUUAAGUGCACAAUUCAGUGAUUUUCAGUAAAUUUAGAGUUGUUCAACCAUUACCACAAUCUAGUUUUUAGAACAUUUCCAUGACCCUAAAAAGGUCUCCAGGGCUAACUGAAUUUUUUUAACGUAUAUUUUUAACCUUUUUUCUCUUGUUAUAAAAACAAUACAAAGUUACUUUAUAGGUUGGCAUGGUGGCACACGCCUGUAGUCUCAGCUACUAGGUAGGAUGAGGUAGGGAGGAUUACUUGAGGCCAGGUGUUUGAGACUGUAGCGAGCUAUAAUCAUGCCUGUGAAUAGCCAUUGCCCUCCAGCCUGGGCAACAUUGAAUGACCCCAUUUCUUAAAAUUACUUUAGAUAAUUUCGAAAACACAUAAAAGCAGAAAGAAAUAAAUAAAAAAAAUCUUCAUUCCACAAUCUACAGACAACCACUGCUAUUUUGGCAUAUGUUUAAUCGCUCUCUCUACGUAUUUGUUUCCAUCUUAGAAGGGAGGUUGAUUCAAUCUGGGGACACAGCAGCUAUAUAUUAACAACUUAAAAAGAGCAGGGAGGAGCUCUUUCUAUAUUAUUGAUUUAAAAGAGUUUGACUGGACUUUUGCCUUUCAAAUUACCACAUUCUAUAUCUAUUGAUGUGUGAGGGUAAGAAGCCAAUUAAGGCAAUUGCUCCUGGACCAAACUGAGGGUCAGGCUGCUAUUUCUUGAGGCCCAAUGACAAGAUGCAGAUGAACCGAGGAGAAAGAGAGUUUUUAUUUCUGUAACCAGUUACAGGGAGAAGGCCCGGAAAAUACUGCUAGGCCAACCUCAAAAUUACAAAGCUUUCCAGAGCUUAUAUACCUUUUAAGUUAUAUGUCUAUGUGUAAGUGUGCAUUCAUCUAAAGACACAAGUGAUUAACUUCCUUUAAUCUAUAACGAAGAUCUGAGUCCUGAAGACCUUCCUGUGGAACCUCAGUAAAUUUACUUAAUCUAAAUGGAUCCAGGUGCUGAGGUGAUUUACCCUCCUACUAAAUCAUGAAGGUUUGGGGAGUUCCUUCAGACCCCCAAUAAACUUAUUUGUAGAGGCCUGUGAAGUUCUUCAGACCCACAAUAAAACUUGUUUAAUUCUAAAUGGGUCCUGUUAAGAAUUCCUUCGUUAUCUUGCCAUGCUUUAAAGAUAAGGAAAGGCCUAGGCAAAACUCUUGGUGGGUUUUUAUUACCUUCCAGCCUUUAUACAGGGGACUUGCUCUUUCAGCUUUUAAUUAACCACUCAGUACUGAAACAGUUAUUAUGGAGGCCUGCUUUAGUGAGACCUGGUCUGCUACACAAUGACUAGGCCACUAUGGGCUGGGGAUUGCAAUGUGGGUUUGAAAUGUGUAUGGGUGGGAGUAGCUAAGUGGGGGAGCGGUUACAGUAAUAGCUGCCUGGAGGCCUCGUGGAGGACCCUAAAUACAGAACUUUGUACUGGGGUGGUAGGAGGGUUGUGAGCUUGAGAAAAUCAGAACUCUUGCAAGGAAAAACCAAGCUGGGCUUCAAGGGCCUGCCUUGGGACUCCCUGGCAUUUCUUUGAGGGGAAAGUUGAAAAAAAGGGAAGGGGUAUGAUAAUGCAGAAGGGGAUGAGCAUGUCAGGAGAUUUCUGAUGAGCCUGGUAGAGUGCAUUGCCCAGACUAAGUGUCAACCCAUAUACUAGUAAAUGGGCAACAGAGCCAAGAUGUGGAACUGGAUAAUCAAGUUGGGGGUGGGGCUACGGGGAUUGCCUAUUCCUGGCUGGGAAGUUGGCAGUUUCUGUUUUGCACUAGCAAAGAAGUUGAUUGGUAGGUAAACAAGUGAAGAUUCUGGAAUAUGUUGAUGACUUUCUGUGGUCUCCCAUAACUUUUACAAGAAAGAGAAAAGCAUCUCGACUUGGAGCUAUUUCAAAGCUUUACUAUUAGAAGUUUUUGGCCUGCAGCCAGCAAUUCAAGUUGUCUGAGAGUCAGGAAAUUACGACACAUGCAGGCUUGAAAAAGUGGAAUUCUUUGUCAGAGGCUAAAGUGAAAAGAGAGGCAGAAAACAAAGUUGAUAAUGAAACUGGGGCCUGGGAAGCCUCCACAUUCCUGCCUCUCCUGGGCAUCUUCUGCUGUAUGUUCCCUGCCUGACAAAGGUUUAGAACAUGCAGCCUGGGAAUACAGAGUAUCUGGGCCUCCCUAAGUCUGCUAUUGUUUUGCAUUUCUCUAAACCAGAUGUUAAGAUGGAGGCCAUUAAGCUGGAGGCUGCAGGACAGGCGGAGCACUGAGAUUUGUUUCUGAAAGACAGAAAGUUUUAGUUUAGGUUCUGGAUGCAUGGACCAUGACUUGAUAAAAUCUCUGACUUUGGUUCUUAGCUUGAAAAAUUCAUUGAAUGAAUAUAAGCAAAAACUCAUCAAGCUUUUAAGUAAGUUGUGUUGCAGGAAAAACCUUAAAUCCAAUGAGUAAAAGUCAUGAUCUCCUAUUUAACCGAAAAGGUGAUUUUCAGGUCUCCACACCUGCAACAAUGAGGAAUAAACUGCUAAAAGAUGCAGUCCCUUAAAGGAGACUCCGCUACUGAUGCCCACCUCAGAGGUAGAUAUGAAAGAUGGUGAGAGCAAAACAAGGGGCAGCUGGUUUUCUAGGGCAGGGAGUUACUGAAAUUCCUCUCAAAGAGGGUAUAUUAUUGCUUAUGAUACUUGUGUUUUUUCUUCCCUUCUCUUUUUUCAAAUGGGGGCUGUUUCUCUAAUGUGGUCCUGUUGUCUGUGCAACUUCAUACACUAGGUCUGUUGGUUGUAGUUAAAUAACCCAUCUGUAGACUUCCAGACAAUAAGGAGCUGCAUUUAGACUUGUCUGGGAGACAUCACCCAGAUAUCUUGAGUAUGAUAAGUUAAUGAGACUCAGCAUUGGAGUAUAUUCUUUUGGGAAGGGGGUAAGUGCAAUUUCGGCAGUCCACGGGACAGUUGCAUAAUGUUGGAAGGAUACAUUUUAAAAUCUGUAUGUACAAGGAAAAAAAAGGUGUAUAAAUGCUGGGACGUCAAGUGGGGGAGUGUAGUGAGUCCCAGUGACAUUAUUUGAUACAACUGUGACUGAAACGAGAAUUCGUUGCCUGUACUUUUCAAUUAAUGAAGCCAACAAAUUCUCUUUUUAGUUUAAGUGGGUUUGAGUUGGUUUUACUAUCACUUUCAACCACAAAUGCUUGACCACAUAUAUAUUUAAUAAAUAUCUAUUUAUUAAAUAUAUAUUUAUUUAAUAACCACAACACAUAUAUAUUUAAUAAAUGUUAUGUCAAAGUCUUGUAUGUGGAUAAUUUAUAAGGGUAAAUGGUGUUAACUAAGAAAGUACAUAUAUAUAUUUACAAGUAGGUCAAUUUAUUUUCUAGAAUGUAAACUACCUUUUAUAAAUUUAUCCUUUGAAGAGAGGGAAUAUUUCCUGCCGUGUUUACAUCCAAGCAUCCAAUAAUGUUAAUUUGUGGUUAAUAUAUUUCUCAGAUUUUAGUCAAUGAUCAUUGCCAUAUGUGGGUUUUAAACAUAAGGGGAUCAGAUAGGUAAAGUAUUUUUAAAUUUAUAUUAUUGGUAGAUACAUUUGGGUGUGGUAAUCCAGUCUUGAUGGUCAUGUAGACUUGCUGGACAUAGUAGAUUAGAUCCUUGGCCAAAGAAAUUUUACAAGUUUCCUGAGCUAUAAACUUUGCCUAUGCAAUUCACAAAUAUCUAAUAAUAUCUAAAUGAUGUGUUAUUACCGACAGAUAAUUACUUGAACUCAAUUAACAUUUUCUGGUAAGUCAUUAAAUGUUACUUUUCUGUGCAGGCAUUGAAGACUUUGUUUCACACACUUAUUCAUUACAAUGCACUGAUUUUUUUGUUUGUUUUUUUUGAGACAGAGUCUCACUCUGUCGCCCAGACUGAAGUGCAGUGGCGCAAUCUCAGCUCACUGCAACCUCCACCUCCCAGAUUCAAGCAAUUCUCCUGCCUCAGCCUCCUGAGUAGCUGGGAUUACAGGCUCAUGCUACCAUGCCUAGCUAAUUUUGUAUUUUUAGUAGAGACGGGAGGGAUUUCACCAUGUUCGCCAGGCUGGUCUUGCACUCCUGAUCUCAGGUGAUCUUCCCGCCUUGGCCUCCCAAAGUGUUGGGAUUACAGGCGGCGUGAGCCACUGUGCUGGGCCUACAAGUCACUGUUAAUAGUAUUAUUUUCAAAGAGCUCCUCCAGUAGUUUGCAUAGUAUUUUCCCCAACUUCCAAAGUUUUGAUACUGUUUUCCCCUCUCUCUUUCCCCCAGUUAAAAAAAAAAAAAAAAAAAAAAAAAAAAACCUCUUCUUGAUAAUUUUAAUGUGGUUUUGGGAAGGAACAAAAGUAGAUGUGUUUUUAAUCUAUAAUUUUAACUUGGAAGGUACCAUUAUGUAUUAAAAGUACUGGGCCUGAGAUUAGGUACACAAUAAAUGAUAGUGACUAUUAUUGGGGGAGGAGGGUGGUGGAGCAUCAGGAAUCAACUAAUGCAGGGGUCCCCAACAUCCUGAAACUGGACCUCACAGCAGGAGGUGAAGAGUGGGCCGGCGAGCAUUGCUGCCUGAGCUCUGCCUCCUGUCAGAUCAGUGGUGGCCUUAGAUUCUCAAAGGAACAUAAACCCUAUUGUGAACGGUACAUGUGAGGGAUCUAGGUUGCGCAUUCCUUAUGAUAAUUUAACUAAUUCCUGAUGAUCUGAGGUAGAAUAGUUUCAUCCCCAAACCAUCUCUCCAUGACACCCACAACAGUCCCCUAGUCUGUGGAAAAAUCGUCUUCCAUGAAACCAAUCCCUUGUGCCAAAAUGAUUGGGGACCGCUGAACUAAUGUUAUUUCAUUUUCUUUUUACUUUUUUGAGACAGGGUUUCACUCUGUCACCCAGGCUGGAGUGCAGUGGUGGGAUCCCAGCUCACUGUAGCCUCUACCUUCAGCCUCCCACCUCAGCCCCCUGAACCAUUGGGACCAUGGGUGUGCACCUCCACACUCAGCCAAUUUUUGUAUUUCUUGUGGAGACAAGGUUUCAUGCCAUGUUGCCCAGGCUGAUCUCAAACUCCUGACAUUAAGCAAUGUGUCUGCUUCAGCCUCUCAAAGUGCUGGGUUUACUGGCCUGAGCCACUGUCUCAUACCUAUUUCAUUCAUUUCUUUGUAUGAGAUUGGACUUCUGAUAAAUGUGGAUGAAUCUAUUGUACUCAGUACAUGAGAAAUGCACACAGAUUUUAUGCUUUAAUGAUUUUUUUUUUUUGGUUCUUUAUUUCCUCUUAGUUUUGUAACGAGUAUUUGAAAAUCCUGAGCUUGUCUUGGCAGAAAUACAAGGAAACAGGAGCCCCUCAGGCAUUGUUGACAUUAUUAGGGGCAUGUUUGUGGUGUCAGACCUGGUCCCUACCAUUAGUUAUGCUCCAGUAGAGCCCUCAUCUUAGUUGUACAUUUGCAUAUUAUUUCAAAGUCCUUUUUCCUCUAUUUUUGUUUUACUGAAUUAAUUUCAUCAUUGUGGCUUCAUGCCAUGAUAAAAAUAUUUUCUGUGGAGCUGGAGGAAGUUUUGGUGAACACCAAAGCAUAUUCAAUUCCACAGUAAUUUACUGUUAGGCAUCUUUCAAAUACCAGCCCCUGUAGGAGAAAUGUCAGUAUGAAGAUGGAACCCCUGCUUCCAUCUUUAGUAGAAAGGGUAAGGUAAAAUGCAUAGGUCACUAAAAUGAGGCAGACAAUAGCAAAAUAAAUACCAUUAUAUAAAGUACUUACUCUGUGCCAGUCACUCUUUUAAAAGUAUUUUAAAAGUAGUCAAUGCAUUAAAACCCUAAACAAUUAUUAUUAUCUUCAUUUUCAUAUGGGGAAACUAAGACGCAGAGAGGGUAAGUGAAUUUGUCCAAGUUACAAAAGUAGUAAGUGGCAGAUCUGGGGUUUGAUCUACUUGAUCCAGAGAGUCCAAUUCUAGUAUUGGCAUGCUACCUUGCCUAGGUUAAACCAAGUUCUAUUUAUUUGAAUGUUCCUAUUCAAAUGAAGAAGUGAUUCUGUGUGCUCAUGCAUGAGUGUACAUGUAUGUGUGUGUAUGUAGGGAAUAGAAAUGGGAUUUAAAAGAGGUUGUGGCAUUUGAGCUAUAUCCUUUUGGUUUUAUGUCAUUUUAUGUUCAAUUUGUUACGUCUUGAUCUUUCAAUUUGUUACAUCUUGAUCUUUUCUUAACAUUCCAGUUAUACUCUGCUUGAAACACUUCAAAACUCCUGGACCUCUGAUUUCUCCAAUUAGCUAUCCAAGUCUAACCCAGUCAGAACUUUACAACUUUGGAUCAAAAGCCUUUGCAAAAUUUCAAGGGCAAAUUGGAGGUACAUUAUAUUCUGCAGAGAAGGUUAUAGGUUUUCAGAACAGAAUGAAAGUCACCAAGUCUAUGACCACACAUUAUAAUGUUGGUUUUGUGAUGGGAAUUAACACACCAGUUCAUCACUGUGUCCAAUUGACUUCAUGUCCCAAAUCACUUGGGCUCUGUUUUUUGAGGUCAGCUGAGUAAAGAUAGGGAGUGUGAAAGAUGUGUAUGUGUCUUUGUUGGAUAAUAGGUGAAAUGAGGAUGUCUGCUUGGGCCUAAGCUGUGGCCAGCGCUGUAAUUCACAAGUAUCUGGGAAAGGCUGAUUAACAGGCACCAAAACUCUGUAAGCAGGAGAGUUAGAGGAGGAGUAAGGACAAGAGAGCUCAAGGAUGAUUACUGGAAAAUACUGGAGAGGACAGCAUGGUGUCUGUCUUGGACAUGCUCUGCAAAAUGUUCCCAUGGGCUCAUGGUGGAGGUCUGUGGUUGGCGGGACGAUUGGCAGCAGGCGUGACAGGCUUUUCCACAAAGAGUUUGUAACACGGGCACAAUGUCAUCUAGGUGCCUAUGUGAGGAAGUGUGACCAAAGUGGGGAAAAGGACAUUUCUUUCCCUUCCUGUGGUACUCAGUGUAAUAUCAGUGUGGUAAGAAUCCCAGAGGAAGGAUGGUGGGGGCAGAACCAGCUCAAGUGGCAGAGACCUGACUGACUUGUUUGCAGGUUAUAUGAGACACAUUAGAGUAUUCCUGAAAAUAACUUACAGGAGCCUCGAAUGUAGGAACAGCGGGGAGUGAGAUGUGACUCAUGUUGUGCAGAAUACCCACCAGCUAGUACAGCCCAGGAAAUGCGUUAUGUAGUCACUUCUCUUUUACUCGUUCUUGAAUGAAUUCUGCUUCAUGAAUUUAUUGGUGUUAGAUGACUCCAACACAAGUUAGCCACUGCUCUAAAUUCAUAGGAUAUGCUGUUUUCUUGGUGUGGGUUCCCCCAGGAAGAAGGUAUUGAAAUAAGAUUCUAUGCAAAUUCUAUAGUUCAUUAAUAAGUUAGUUCUAAGAAACGCUGGUAGGGGAAUGGGGAAGUGAGACAGAAAUAAGAAGGUAGCCAGUAAAAGGUGAGUUAUUAAGCCAGUUGCUACUGCAGGAAACUGGUGGAAACCCUGGGAAGCAUUGUAGAACACACACCUCAGAGUCAUCCCACUUGAGGGGCAAGGGAGCUGGGGUAUGUAUCCAUCCACUUUUGUCAGUCAUUGGUUGAGGGCUCUUCCCAGGGGGAUCGUAAUCCUUCAGCACUUCCAGCAGAAAGAGGGCAGACAAUUGCAGGUGCUGGCGGUUGAAAGCCAGGUUGGUGUGUGUGCAAAUGCUAAGUGUGGGGAACAUGGGUGGGGUACAGACAGUGGCUGCUAUUCCUAUGGCAUGCAAGUUCUUCUAGCUUGUUUGUUCCACUGUUUGACAAUGUCUUGGUCAUGCAAUGGAGUUCCUUGCUGAUUGACACCUGAAAACUUCUCAUAUCUCCCCUGCUCCUGGUUCCAUUUGGUGUUCCCCUUCCUCCUUGUUGUUCUACUUCACUGAGUUCAUCACCAUUUGCCUUGGCUUUGGUAUCAAAGACCUGUGGAAAGCUAUUUCCUUUUUUGAGCCUCAAUUUUUCCAAUCUCAAGGUUAGAAUAAUAACAUAUUUUUAGGAUUUUUGUGUGCAUCGAAGAAUGUAUUAACAUACAGAAAAAACCAUAUGUCAUAACGUGUGUUCGAGAAGGGCUAGCUGUCUUUCUAUUGCCAUAGUUGUUUUUCUCUUGGCAAAGCCAAGAACUCGUGGAGACCUUAUCUUUCUGGGAAUCCUCCCCCCAAAAAACUGAGAUAUAUAGAUAAAGGCUAUGUUUGUCCUCUAAAAGAAAACUAUGCAUUUUAUUAUCUUUCUAAUAAUUUUAUCUAAGUUAAAAUGAUUACAUGUUUACUUUUGAUAUUUAGUGGAGCAAUACAAGACAUACUUCACUGAAGUCUAAGCAUAUAGCAUUUACUUUGCGUCUUUCAUCACCUAUCCCAGAAAUAAUUAGGGUAGGAAGCAGGGACUCAGCUUUAUGAAGCUACAGGCAUGACUCUGCCUUGAGCUGAGGCCAAUCUGAGAGUCAUUAAUGUGUCUCAGGAGACUGUGAUGUUUUGUAUUCCUGACCUUUUGUGCCCUGUGGUAUCUAUGUUGGCUGUUGAUUCCAGCGUUACCGUUUUUUGCUCUGAAUUAAGAUGGAGGGAAGAAGAGAGAAAAGGGAGAAAGGAGAGCUGCUAUUGUUGGCUUCUGAAUAAUCUGUAAUUUUCAUAAUGACACGUUCCUAGAUAUACUCAUGCUGUACAUAAUUGCAAAGUACUCUUACAUACAUUUGAAAAUCUAAUCCUCAUAACUACCCCAUAAAAUGAGCAGGAAGAAAGAUCUAUCAAGAGCAGAUUUGUGCUAAUUCUUUGGAGGAAGCAACUGUGAAGAAAAGGAAACUCAGAGAAAAAUAGGAUGCCAUGCACAAAGGUGGUAAAGUUAAGCCUUUCGUUUGCUUAGGGAAAAAAGAAUGCACCCAUGGGGUCCACUGUUUUUUAUACUGUCGAGGUGAAAGGGUGGAUUACUGAGGUUUGAACCAGUCUUGGCCCUGGAAAUUCUGACAUGAGUCAUUUUGAGAAAGGUCUCUUAUUGUCCAUGAGCCCCACUUUCCUUACCUGCAAAAUCAUGGUAAAAAUAUUUGCAGGAGAGACCAGCAAUCAUAUGGAGGUAGCUGUAAGAAUUUAACGAAAUGUGCAUAAAAGCACUGUGCAAGCUGUAAAGUACUGUACGUAGAUAUUACACUGAUACUUCACUGAAAAUGAAGACAUGAUUUUGCAGAAUCAGGAGAGUAUAAAAUAUCAAACUUAAAAGUUGACCUCUUAAUAGCAUUAUUGGGAAUCCAAAGUUUACUGACUUGGAGGUUUAAGAUUUGUCUGACAGAGGUACAGAAAGACAAAUUAUCACAUGUUCUCACUUAUUUAGGGGAUCUAAAAGCCAAAGCAAUUGAACUCAUGAACACAGAGAGUAGAAGGAUAGUUACUAGAGGCUGGGAAAGGCAACGGGGGGUUGGUGGGGAGGUGAGAUGGUUGAUGGGUACAAAAAAAUAGAAAGAAUGAAUAAGACAUACUAUUGACAGCACAGCAGGGUGACUAUAGUCAAUAAUAACUUAAUUGGACAUUUUCAAAUAACUUAAAGCAGCAGUCCUCAACGUUUUUGACACCAGGGACCAGUUUUGUGGAAGAUGAUUUUUCCACUUUGGGGGGUGGGGGAGAGUUUCAGGUUGAAACUGUUCCAUCUCAGAUCGUCAGGCAUUAGUUAGAUUCUUUUUUUUUUUUUUUUUUUUUUUUUGAGACAGAGUCUCGCUCUGUUACCCAGGCUGGAGUGCAGUGGCAUGAUCUCAGCUCACUGCAGCCUCUGCCUCCCAGGUUCUAGCAAUCCUCCUGCCUCAGCCUCCCAGGUAGCUGGGAUUAUAGGCACGCCACACUACACCUGACUAAUUUUUAUGUUUUUAGUAGAGAUGGGGUUUUACCACGUUGGCCAGGCUGGUAUCGAACUCCUGACCUCAGGUGAUUCACCCACCUCAGAUUCCCAAAGUGCUAAGAUUACAGGCAUAAGCCACUGUGCCCGGCCCAGUUAGAUGCUUAUAAGGAGUGCACAAUCUAGAUCCCUCACAUGUGUAGUUCACAAAAGGGUUCAUGCUUCUAUUAGAGUCUAAUGCCACUACUGAUGAGACAGGAAGUGGAGCUCACGUGGUAGUGCUGACUUGCCCACCACUUACCUCUUACUGUACGGCCCAGUUCCUAACAGGUCUCAGACCAGUACCAGUCCAAGGCCAGGGUGUGGGGGACCCCUGACUUAAAGAUUGUAAUUGGGUCAUUUAUAACUCAAGGGAUAAAUGCUUGAGGGGAUGGAUACCUCAUUCUUCAUGAUGUGAUUAUUAUGCAUUGCAUGCAUGUAUCAAAACAUUUCAUGUACCCUCCGUAAAUAUAUAUACCUACUAUGUACCCACCGAAAUUAAAAAUAAAAAAAUUUUUAAAUUUUAAAGUAAACAUUAACUGAUUAAAUCUAUAUACCAUAAACAAGAAUUCAUUCCAUCAUAGGAACUCUCAUAUGGAAUAUUAUAUAAAAGAGAAAAACAAAAUGCUUUUAAAACAAGAUUUGUCUGGCAGAAGAUUGUUUGAUUAUUUGUUUUUAAAGUAAGGUGGCAAUACUAAUUUGUUUGUCCAGUGCCUUUGUUGACAGUGGAGGGGGAAUAUUGGAAUAGUUUGGACCCACCUUUAUCCAGGUAUUUUAAAGUAAUGCUUAUGCAAUGUAGAAUUGUCGUUAAUUUGCCAGAUAAUGGCAUGAACUUCCACUGUGUUGGACUUUGGGUUUUGAAAGAUCCAAGUUCAAGUCCACAUUUGGCCACAUAGUAGCUGUGCAACGUGACACUUGUUAUUUUAUUAUUUGUAAAACAAGGAUAAAAGUUCUUCUAGGGAUCAUUGUGAAGGAUGGAAUGAGACGUUGAGUGAGAAAAUUCUCUGAAAACCAUGAACAACUCCAUAAAUAUAGGGUGUAUAGUUUGUAUCAUUACUCGUGUUUAAAGAAGUGAAACCAACAGCAAAUGUUCAGUGACACAAUUUAGAGGGAAUCAAGUCAGAAAUUAAUGAGGUGUAGUCAAAAAGACACAGAUUGCUUUUUGAAAUGAUUUCUUCCCAUAUGGCUUUGAUAUGGGAUGUUUAUGGGUGACAAAUGGGGAACUAUGCAAAGGUGAUGCAUGUGCACAAAUUUGUUUUAAGAUUCAUAGCUUGCCUUGCUGGCAAGCGAUGGACUUCUAAGAGAUUCAGUAAAACCUGCUCAGUCCAUUGCCUGUUUCAGACUUAGAGGACUGGAAAUAAAUUUGAUUCAACCCCCAACAACUCUGUGAGAAAGCCAUAGGGCUCACUGACCUCAUGUGUCAAAAGGCAGUGUAGGAGUUCUAACUAUGCAGAAGGGCUCACCACAGCAGGGCCAGGUGGCUAGCCAGGAAGGUUCUCCAUAGGUUACCCUUACUGUGGUAAAUUUGCCACAACCCAUGUUCUGGGUGUAAGUAUUGUAGCAUAUAAAGUCCAAUUUUGUCAACAUAUAGAGAGUAGAUCUUUCUCUCUGGAGUGCAUUAUCCCUACUCAUCAUGUGAAGUUUAAGACCUAAUGCCAAUUAGUUAAUUUUCAGUGAUAAGGAUAGUUAUCAGGAAAUGUAGAAUUUCUAGCUAACACACAAGAAACCAAAUUACCAUCAUAAAAUUGCUUGUUGAGCUUGGAAUCUGAACAGGCAUCAUCAGUCACCUGAUUGGAAUGUUAAAGUGUUCGUUGGUCAAGUUUCUUGGGUGCAGGUAACAAAAUUCUCUAUUGACUCACCUAAGCAGAAAAGGAAUUCAUUGGUACUUCUUGGUCAGUACACAGAAGUGGUGGAUAGGCUGGAAAACCAGGCUCAGAAAACAAAGGGAACCAAGAGAGUGUAUGAAUGGCAGACACACUGUCAUCAGUUCAGUGUUCCACUGCUGUCGGAAAUCUAAGCAGUUGAUGCUACUACCUUUGGAUUUUCAAUCCUGAUGAUGCCACUGCUGAUUUUUUUGAAAUGCUCACACCACCAUGUGUAGCGUCUCAGCUGUCCUUCCACCUUCGUUUCUUUCCUUCAAGAUCCAAAGACCUGGAUAGGAACAUCUGGUUGCUGAGUUCAGGUCAUAUGCAUCUACACAGCUAUUGGGAUGCUAGAAGAGGAAAUGUAUAGUUCCUAGACCUGUGCUUCUCAAAGUGUCAUCUGCAGACUGGUGCCAGGCUGUGGAAUGAUCAUUUUUAUUUUGCGAUGAGGCAAAGAACUCAUGCUCUAAUGGAAACCAGUUUAGUGCUUUUUCCACUUAGGCAGCUUUGCCAUGGAAAAAGUGUCAGUUUAAUUAAACAGUGUGCUACCAAACAGAGCAGCACUUUCUUUGACUUCAUCAUGGGAGGCUUGGACCUGACAUCUGGGGACUCCCCACAAAAGAAGAGUGUUUGGAAUCCAUGUUGUAAAAAAAACAAAAAAUAUCCACCACAAAUGAGAUCAGGCUGAGUAAGCCUGAUGUCUACUAUUCUACCAUAGAGACAUUUUUGCCAUCAGGAAUGUGUGCGUUAUGUGCAUCUAGACAUGCCCUCAUCUGGCUGGUGUUUGGUUGAGUAUGGUGAUUUUGACUAUCACUACUCUCUUUCCCAUAGGGCAGAUUGCUAGCUACCCUCUUGGGAAAGGGAAGGUUGGAGGGGACAGUUUCAUGCCCACCCAACUCAGCUAGUUGAGGCUCUUCACUGUGAUGGUGGGCCAGUGACCCUCAGAUGACCUUGGAAUGGGGUUAUCUGUCCAUUGUGAGUCCUGCCCUUUCUGUCUUCCAUAAGCCAAAUACUCAUAGCACCUUGAUGGAGCAGUUCUUUAUCCAGUGGUUCAGGAAAUGAUCACAGUCUAUAUAGUUGGGGAAUGGUGUGAGAAGGAAAGUAAGUAUUGCAAUUCUGGUUCACCUUCCUUGGUCCUUUGUGUUAUACAUAGAGGCUAAAGCCUCACUCUGUAAGCCAUUACGGUAUGUCUCAUGUGAAUGCCCCUUGUUCUCUUGCUCUUCUACUUCUCCUUCAGUCCUCUCUAAGAUCUUCCCUGUUGAGUGCCCCUCCCAGCACCUCCCUAGAGAGCUAACCUUCCCUACAGAAUAGUAAAGUUCCCAUCUCUUCUUGAGACUUUUGAAUUCAGACUCCCCAGUAGUCUGCUGGAUGUAAAGAGAUUUUCCCUUCACUUUGGGAAGCUCUGGUCUUAUGAAUGAGGUGGAGAAAAGAUAGUAGUGAAGAAGAAUUUCUUCUUCGGUUCCUAAUAACUAAGCACCACUUACCAUUUGACAUGACUUGGAUAUGCGUCCCUGCCCAAAUCUCAUGUCAAAUUGUAAUUCCCAUUGUUGGAGGAGGGGCCUGGUGGGAGGGGAUUGGAUCAUGGAGGUGGAGUUCUCAUGAAUGGUUUAACACCAUCCCCCCUUGGUACUGUAUAGUGAGUGAGUUCUCAUGAGAUCUGGUUGUUUAAAGGGUGUGGCAUCUCCCCACCCUCUCUUGGUCCUCCUGUUCCUGCCAUGUGACAUGCUGGCUCCCCCUUUACCUUCUGCCAUGACUGUAAGUUUCCUGAGACCUCCCCAGAAACAGAUGCCACCAUGCUUCCUGUAGAGCCUGUGGAACUGUGAGCCAAUGAAACUUCUCUUUAUAAAUUACCCAGUCUCAGGUAUUUCUUUAUAGCAAUGUGAGAAGGCACUAAUACACCAUCGAAGGGAUGAAUGACCUUUCAAAGACUAUUUGAAAAUUGCACAAUAGUAUCAAUAUGACCUCGCUCCUCCUUAUUAAACUAAGCUGCAUUCAUUGCUUAUACAUCUUGAGUUUCUGUGUGCAACUUCCCAUGAUAAUGGACUAUGAAUGGUGCCACAGUGAUGUUACUCUUCUCCAAAGCUCAGUGUUCUUCCUGCCUCUAACUCUGAUCAUGAAGGAAGGGAAUGUCGACAAGUUUUAGUUCAACCUACCUUAUCCUUCUAUUCUGUCUAUAGCUGACAAAACUCCAAUUCUUAUAGAUAAAUUAACCCUCAAUCAGGUUAUAGACACUCUUGUGGUUUGAGAGCAAUUCUGUAUCUCUAAGAUAACUUAGAAGGUUCUGAUAUUAUAGACUAAUCUGAGCUGUUUACCAUGUACCCCACCAAGAAAAGCUGUGAAAAAUGCGUAUUAAGUGCUAUGGACUUGAAAACAAGAUGUAAAAGAGGAAGAAAGGAG